AUGAAGAAGGUUGGAUAUCGUCAAAGUCAUCUGGUAAGGAUUAUAGCUGCUGCUGCGCUCGUGGGACUUUGGUGGUUUCUCUCCUCGAGUGAGCUUUCAUAUACAAAGCCAGAAAUCGAUUACAAAGGUGAUGGCACUCAGCUUCAAAAUCAAAAUCAACCCAAACCCAAACCCACCGAGGGUGCUAGCGUCCCAGGUACUAUAAUGCCGUCAAUGCCGGAUCAAGAGGCUAAGAAAGAAUUAGGACGUGCAUCUUGGAAAUAUUUCCAUACCUUACUGGCAAGAUUCCCAGAUGAACCUACCGAGGAACAAAGAAACAAGCUAAACAGUUUUAUUCAUCUCUAUGCAGAACUAUACCCCUGUGGUGAAUGUUCCUAUCAUUUUGUGAAGAUGUUAGAGACCAAUCCACCCCAAACCUCUAGUAGAGUUACCGCUGCCAUGUGGGGUUGUCACAUUCACAAUAUAGUCAAUGAAUACUUACACAAGCCCAUUUACGAUUGUUCGACGAUCUUAGAAGACUACGACUGUGGAUGUGGUGAUGGUGAAGGUAAGAUCCGUGAUAGCUUAAAAUCUAACAAAGUUUCCCUACAAAGAGAAGGUCAGCAAGGUGGAUAA
This is a messenger RNA of Zygosaccharomyces rouxii, 615 nucleotides long. RefSeq names its product flavin-linked sulfhydryl oxidase (gene ERV2). The record is from RefSeq and is a predicted model, not a curated record. The transcript has a single exon. Gene Ontology annotation, molecular function: flavin adenine dinucleotide binding; flavin-dependent sulfhydryl oxidase activity. Gene Ontology annotation, cellular component: mitochondrion. Lineage: Eukaryota; Fungi; Ascomycota; Saccharomycetes; Saccharomycetales; Saccharomycetaceae. The coding region runs from base 1 to 615 and encodes 204 amino acids.